GUUGAUUGGAUUUGUCCCAACACCACUACAAGUACACCACCCACCAGCCUGGACCGGUACUACUACUACUAAACCACUCCAAAAGAGAGGAAACACCAGAUUGGAAGCGUAGGAAAGUGGAGCGCUAAAGAGAAUGAGCGUGGGUCGCAUCGGUCGCUACAGUAUAGUGUCGACGGAGGAGGAUGGUCUGCGCUUGACGACCAUGCAUGGUGGAGGGAUGAAUGGAUACGGCAAUGGAAAAAUCCACACCCGAAGGAAAUCCCGCAACCGCUUCGUCAAGAAGAAUGGACAAUGCAAUGUGCAGUUCACCAACAUGGACGAGAAGUCCCAGCGAUACAUGGCGGACAUAUUCACCACUUGCGUGGACAUCCGUUGGCGCUACAUGCUAAUCGUUUUCACGCUUGUUUUCGUGAUUUCCUGGUUAGCGUUUGGCUUGGCGUUUUGGGUUAUCGCGCUUCUUCACGGUGACCUGGACAACCCAGCAGGUGAUGACAACUUCACGCCAUGCGUGCUACAAGUCAACGGCUUCAUCGCAGCAUUCCUGUUCUCAAUCGAGACGCAGACAACCAUCGGCUACGGUUUCCGCUGUGUAACAGAAGAAUGUCCUCUCGCUGUGUUUCUCGUGGUCUUCCAGUCCAUCGUGGGCAGCAUCAUCGACUGCUUCAUGAUUGGAGCUAUCAUGGCCAAAAUGGCACGUCCCAAGAAGCGGGCACAAACUCUGCUGUUCUCGCAUAACGCCGUCAUUGCCAUGCGUGAUGGAAAACUGUGCUUGAUGUGGCGGGUCGGCAAUUUACGAAAGAGCCACAUUGUUGAGGCACACGUUCGGGCACAGCUCAUCAAACCGCGGGUAACGACUGAAGGGGAGUACAUCCCGCUCGACCAACUGGACAUAAACGUUGGUUUCGAUAAAGGACUUGACCGCAUCUUCCUCGUCUCGCCAAUCACCAUCCUGCAUCAAAUUGACCAGGAGAGUCCUCUGUUCGGCAUUAGCAAGCAGGACCUGGAAACGGCAGAUUUUGAGAUUGUGGUCAUCUUGGAGGGCAUGGUGGAGGCAACGGCCAUGACGGCACAGGCUCGGAGCUCCUACUUGGCCAGCGAAAUCCUCUGGGGGCAUCGCUUUGAGCCGGUGCUGUUUGAGGAAAAGAACCAGUACAAGGUUGAUUACUCUCACUUCCACAAGACCUACGAGGUGCCGUCCACCCCUCGCUGCAGUGCCAAGGACAUGAUGGAAAACAAGUACCUGGUGGUGCCCACCGCUAACUCCUUCUGCUACGAGAACGAGCUGGCGAUCCUGAGCCACGAAGAAGAGGAGGACGACAGUCCAGAACGGAUAAAGCCAGAGCGAGCUAUGAGCCUCAGCCCGGAGAGAACCCCUCGACAUGACUUCGACCGCCUGCAGACCCCACGAUGCACAGAACAAAGAUCAUACCGCAGGGAGUCAGAGAUAUGAACCUUAACUUGACCUUUUUGAUACUCAAAUUUUGUCUUUCGUUCCUGGAGAUGCUGGAGCUUCUAAAAAUGCAGAACAAUGCAAAGUGCCAUACGGAGAGAUUGAGCGUGUGAAUGAGCAAAACAAACGAGUGAAUGUGCAAAGACGUUCAGUGGAGAUGCUGAUUCAAAGAGAAGGGCAGAGGGAGUCAUUUUAUCCUGCACGGAAAACUUGAAUCUUUUCCUCAAUUUGUUUCAUUAGAAUAGUUUAGCUGAUAAACAACUGUUGAUUCUUAAAGGGACACUGCACCCAAAAAU
This is a messenger RNA of Danio aesculapii, 1746 nucleotides long. RefSeq names its product potassium inwardly rectifying channel subfamily J member 12a (gene kcnj12a). NCBI's taxonomy places the organism in Eukaryota, Metazoa, Chordata, Actinopteri, Cypriniformes, Danionidae. Bases 134 to 1450 code for a protein of 438 amino acids. The record is from RefSeq and is a predicted model, not a curated record. Gene Ontology annotation, cellular component: plasma membrane. The transcript has a single exon. Gene Ontology annotation, molecular function: inward rectifier potassium channel activity. Gene Ontology annotation, biological process: potassium ion import across plasma membrane; regulation of monoatomic ion transmembrane transport.